Messenger RNA from Suncus etruscus (white-toothed pygmy shrew), 421 nucleotides. It is a transcript of the gene HIGD2A, whose product is annotated as HIG1 hypoxia inducible domain family member 2A. The coding region runs from base 41 to 364 and encodes 107 amino acids. Gene Ontology annotation, biological process: mitochondrial respirasome assembly. Gene Ontology annotation, cellular component: mitochondrion. The transcript has 2 exons. The record is from RefSeq and is a predicted model, not a curated record. NCBI's taxonomy places the organism in Eukaryota, Metazoa, Chordata, Mammalia, Eulipotyphla, Soricidae.
GGGGCGCCGCGACCCGGCUCUUUCGGCGGUAACUCGGGCCAUGGCUACGACGCCCGGACGCGUGGCCCCGGAGGUCCCCUUUAACCCUUCGCAACCCCCCGUCAUUGAAGGCUUCAGCCCCACCGUCUUCGAUCCUGUGGAAAGCGUCAAGGACAAGUUCGUGCGCAAAACCCGCGAGAACCCGUUGGUGCCCAUCGGCUGCCUGGGUACCGCGUCCGCCCUCCUGUACGGCCUCUACUGCUUCCACCGCGGCCAGAGCCAACGCUCGCAGCUCAUGAUGCGCACCCGGAUCGCCGCGCAGGGCUUUACCGUGGUCGCCAUCCUGCUGGGGCUGGCCACCUCCGCGAUGAAGGCGCGAUCCUGAGCCGGCCGCACCUGAUGCACCCCGAACUUCUCCGCCAGGGUCUAGGCCAUCUCCCCU